This is a messenger RNA of Sapajus apella (tufted capuchin), 2485 nucleotides long. It is a transcript of the gene TRUB1, whose product is annotated as TruB pseudouridine synthase family member 1. Gene Ontology annotation, biological process: mRNA pseudouridine synthesis; tRNA modification. Lineage: Eukaryota; Metazoa; Chordata; Mammalia; Primates; Cebidae. The transcript has 9 exons. Bases 58 to 864 code for a protein of 268 amino acids. Gene Ontology annotation, molecular function: pseudouridine synthase activity; RNA binding. Gene Ontology annotation, cellular component: mitochondrion. The record is from RefSeq and is a predicted model, not a curated record.
UCUUGUUCCAUCAUCAGCGUGCGCCUCCGCGAUAAAUUAGGUCUGGGCUACAAACGUAUGGCAGCUUCUGAGGUGCCGGUGGUGGUGUCUUCGUCGUCUUUGAAAACAGACACAUCCCCUGUCCUUGAAACUGCAGGAGCGGUCGCAGCAAUGGCUGCGACCCCGCCAGCAACAGCUGCAGCUGCGGCUGUUGCGGCCGCGGCCAGGACAGGAUCCGAAGCCAGGAUCUCCAAGGCCGCUUUGGCUACAAAGCUGCUGUCCCUGAGCGGCGUGUUCGCCGUACACAAGCCCAAAGGGCCCACUUCAGCCGAGCUGCUGAAUCGGUUGAAGGAGAAGCUGCUGGCAGAAGCUGGAAUGCCUUCUCCAGAAUGGAGCAAGAGGAAAAAGCAGACUUUGAAAAUUGGUCAUGGAGGGACUCUAGACAGCGCAGCCCGAGGAGUUCUGGUGGUUGGAAUUGGAAGGGGAACAAAAAUGCUGACCAGUAUGUUGUCAGGGUCCAAGAGAUACAUUGCCAUUGGAGAACUGGGGAAAGCUACUGAUACACUCGAUUCUACGGGGAAAGUAACAGAAGAAAAACCUUACGAUAAAAUAACACAAGAAGAUAUUGAAGGCAUUCUACAGAAAUUUACUGGGAAUAUAAUGCAAGUGCCCCCCCUCUAUUCUGCAUUAAAGAAAGAUGGACAGAGACUUUCAACUUUGAUGAAGAGAGGUGAAGUUGUAGAAGCAAAACCUGCCAGGCCAGUGACUGUAUACAGUAUCUCCCUUCAGAAAUUCCAGCCACCAUUUUUCACAUUAGAUGUUGAAUGUGGAGGAGGUUUUUAUAUCAGAAGCUUGGUCAGUGACAUUGGAAAAGAUUUACAGUGAACAUUUUGAGGUUCAACUAGAUGGUGAAUUGUUCUGUUUCAAAGAAAGGAAAGAAUGCAUGGCAUACAAAAGAUGUAGUCCAGACCUUUAAGAAACUUUCAUUUAAUGGGAAUUCAAGAAGUGUACAUAUAAGAAGGUAAGUAGCAGUACGGUAAAAGACAAUACAUAAAUAUCAGUGAAUGGUAUUGCCUAAAGUGCUAUUGAUAGAGCAGUAAUUCAUUUCUGUAAACAUCUGUUGAUCUCCUACUGGAAACAGAGGAGGGAGAAUAGGAUGCCUCGUAGUCAGGAUAGAAGAGAAAGACCUUGAGUUGAGCCUUGAACGAUAUUUAAUAUUCAAAGGGUUAAGGAGAGCAGUUGAAGAGGGGAGAAUAGUUCCAGCAUAAAUGAUGGUGUACAAGAUGAACACAAUCAGCAAAGAGCAGAUUGGUCUGGAUGAAGAGGGGGAUUUGCAUCAUUUGGGAUUACAUCAUUUAUACCCUUGAAAGCCAGGAUUGAGUAAAGCUGCAGUGAAGGGACUGGUUCAUAUGGAAGCUUUAAUUUAAGAAGAUUAAUCUGAUAGUGACAUGUGCCAAAAACUGAAUAGGUAGAAAUGGGAUGCAGAGAGCCCAGUUGGAACUGAGUCUGGUGUAGUAAUGCAGGAUUGAGGCAAUAAAUGGCAACCUACAGUAUCACCAGAUAAUGGAUGUUUGAAUGGACGGUUUAGAGGAAAAUUGAUGGUAUUUGGUAAUUCACUAGAUAAUCGAGAGUCAUGGAAUUAGAGGGGAAAAUGACUAAACAUAGUCAUCAAAUGGUUUUUCUUAAAAACAAUGAAUCUGUAUUUUGGUGUAGAGUAGCGUUUUCUUACACCUUAUUGCCUAGUUGGUACAGUUGCCUAUGAUAAUGACUCCCACCAUGCUUGCUCCGAGUCCCCCACCAGCCAAACAGCUUCUUGAAAAGGACAAUGCCUUUUCACUUCUCUCCAAGUGCUUGGCAAAUGGGAGGCUUUCUGAAGUUAGUCUAUAGUUAGGGGUUCCCAGUUAGUAUUUGAAAUAUUAAAUCAUGCCAAUGGUUGACAGUAUGGGCUCUCAUGUUAGAGAUUCUCCUGGCCCUACUGUUCAUCAUCAGCUAUUAACCUCAGGUAGGUUAAUGGACUUUCCUGAGCCCCAGUUUACUCAUUUAUAAAGUGGGAUUAUUUAUAAUGUCUACUUCAUAAAAUUAUGAAGCCUAUGUUAGGUCACUCUAAUAGUGUUUAGUAUGAUUCUUAGAACCUAGUAAACAGUCAGUAAACAGAAGCAAAUACUGCAUGCCUGAUUUAUAGCCAAGAGGAGAAAGGUCAAUCUGGAAUUUUCAUGAUUUAUGGAUUCAAAUUAUACAUUUCAAAGAUGCUUUAUAAGCUAUUGUUUUGGUAAGAAGAACUGAGCUGAAACAAAGAACUUUCUGACAGUAAUGAUUAUUAAAUGGUGAAAUAGGCUUUGGUGCAAGUGAGAAAGACUUUAGAGGAUAUAGAUGUUCACCUUGUGCAUAUUACGUGUACAAAAAUUCACUAAGUAGAUAUGUUUAUCUACAAAGAGAGAGCAUUAAAGUUAGUAAACACCCCCCACCCCACCCCGCUUUUUUCUGAGACAGGGUCUCACUCUGUUGC